Molecule: messenger RNA, 2374 nt
Organism: Entelurus aequoreus (snake pipefish)
Lineage: Eukaryota; Metazoa; Chordata; Actinopteri; Syngnathiformes; Syngnathidae
Product: zinc finger and SCAN domain-containing protein 31-like
Exons: 4
Coding region: 169-1659 (496 amino acids)
Cellular component (GO): nucleus
Source: RefSeq, a predicted model, not a curated record
GCAGUCCGAAAAGACCAAGAUGGCGGACUGAGUUUGCGGAGGAGUUGAACAUUUACAGUUUUAUAGCCAUGUAGAAUCGAAUAUAGCAUCAAACACAUCAAGGUAUAGAUUUAUUCCUUUAGAGCGAGGGAGUGUUAUCUGAAGUGAAGAUUGAAGACGUGAUAGAAGAUGGACGACUACUGCUAUGCUAAGAUGGCGACGUCCGGUAAAAGAGAACAUGAAAGAGAAUCACUAACGGAGAAAAGGACGAAGUAUGAAGACGUCCAGCAGCUGAUUGGUCAUCCAGAAGAACUUCCCCCUCAGUCGGAAGGGAAGAGCUCCACUUUGAAGCAGGAGACUCCACAACCACCCCACAUUAAAAAGGAAGAGGAGGAACUCUGCAUCACUCAGGAGGGAGAGUGUCUUCUAGGAAGAGAGGAAGCUGAUUACACCAAGUUUCCACUGACUGUUGUCUCUGUGAAGACUGAAGAUGAUGAAGAGAAACCACAACUAGACAACCUCUUAACGCCACUACCAGAUAGGGAGGUUGAAAAACUUUUGAGCAGCGAUACAGACUGUGAAGACGUCCAGCAGCUGAUUGGUCAUCCAGAAGAACUUCCCCCUCAGUUAGGGGAAAACUCCACUUUGAAGCAGGAGACUCCACAACCACCCUGCAUUAAAAAGGAAGAGGGGGAACUCUGCAUCACUCAGGAGGGAGAGUGUCUUCUAGAACCAAAGGAGGCUGAUCUCACCAAGUUGCCACUGACUGUUGUCUCUGUGAAGACUGAAGAUGAUGAAGAGAAACCACAACCAGACAACCUUUUAGCUCCACUCUCGGAUAGUGAGGCUGAAGAUGAGGCUGAAGAACCUUUGAGCAGCGAAACAGACUGUGAAGACGUCCAGCAGCUGAUUGAUCUUCCAGAAGAACUUCCACCUCAAUCGCAAGGGGGGAGCUCCACUUUGAAGCAGGAGACUCCACAGCCACCCCACAUUAAAAAGGAAGAGGAGGAACUCUGGAUCACUCAGGAGGGAGAGUGUCUUCUAGGACGAGAGGAAGCUGAUUACACCAAGUUGCCACUGACUGUUGUCUCUGUGAAGACUGAAGAUGAUGAAGAGAAACCACAACUAGACAACUUCCUAGCUCCACUGUCAGAUAGUGAGGCUGAAGAUGAGGUUGAAGAACCUUUGAGCAGCGAUGCAGACUGUGAAGGUGAUAUGAGGACUCACACUGACAACAAACACUCUGAACCCUCUAAAAAAAAUUUGAGCUGCUCGGUUUGUGCUAAAAGCUUUACUAAAAAGCACAAUUUGACUCAACACAUGAGAACACACACGGGCGAAAAACCAUUUCACUGUUCAGUCUGUGGUAAACAAUUUUCCCAUAAGUGCAAUUUGACUGAGCACAUGGGAACACACACAAGAGAAAAAACAUUUACUUGUUCAGUUUGUGGUAAAAUCUUUGUUUCCAGACAAGGUUUGACUCAACACAUAAGGAGACACACUGGACUAAAACCAUUUAAUUGUUCAGUGUGCAAUAAAAGCUUUUCUCAAACCAGCCACUUGACUCUGCACAUGAGAACGCACACAGGAGAGAAACCAUUUAAAUGUUCAGUGUGCGGCAGAAGGUUCUCUCAAAAUAGUUCUUUGACUCAACACAUGAAAACGCACGCUGCAGAAUAAUCAUUUAGUUGUUCAGUGUGCUGUAAAAGGUUCCCACAUAAUGCAGACGCAGUAAAACACAUGAGAACACACAAGGGAAAAUAACCAAUUAGCUGUUUAGUUUGUGGUAUGUUGCUCAUAUGUGGUGACAUCCACCCUACCCAGGACCUCCUCACUGCUUCUUUCACAAAUAUCUGAGGUAUUCAUACAAACUGGAUUAUCUGGAGCAUAAUCUUAUCUACUCAUGACCCCAUGUCUUCUCUGUAUCUGAAACUUUCCUGAACAGUAAGAUAGAUGAAUUUACAACAAGUUUUAAAAAAAAAUUCAUAUUUAUCACUCAGGUCUAAGAGAGCACAGCCUGUAGGUUCAAUGUGCACAAUUGAAUAUCUUAGUUGCUCAGACAGUAAUGUGUUUAGAUUGGGUUAUGAUGUUUGUAAUGAGGAAAGAUGUUAAUUUUUUAAUUAUUUUUUAUAUUUUCCUGAAGGAACUCUCCUGAAAGAAUCAAUAAAGUACUAUCCAUCUAUCUACUUAUUUUUUUUAUUCAUGUUUGCAUUUAAGAUAGCUAGCGAUUAGCACGAUAACUGUUAACACGAUUAGUGAUGUAAGUUAGUGAACAGCAGCGCUAGAGUUAGAGUUGCUGAUCGCUAUGAAGUUUAGUACAAGCUUCCUUCUCCAGGAAAUUAGCAGUAUCAUCAUUUUAUCGAAGUGUGCUCAUUAAUCAAGCUUUUACCUUAAU